AUGCCAGAAGGCAAUUUACUCUGUGUGCUGUGCGCAGUAUUAGUCAACUGCCUGUACAUCUGUGUGCUAUGUGGCAACAGUGACACUGACGACGGUCAUGUGUUUCAGGUUGACAAGCGAGUGAAGGUAGAAGCGGCGGCUGCGAACGCCAGAUCGAAGUACUCGUCGGUGACACCGCUGGAACAUCCGUGCGAGAGUAACAACGCCGAGGUGUUUUCCCAUGGAAUUCCACAGAACAGUCGUGAACGAUUUCUCAUCGCCCUGCGCCUCUACAUCAUUUGUCAUCCGGCGGCACUGCGCAAGCACGGUGGUCGUCAUGCGUCGAAGCACCGCGAAAACGUCGUAUUUCCUCAUUUCCCUCACCUCAGUGAGACAGCUGCUGUGGUCUUGUCGAUUCUUUCCUCGAACUUUUGUGCUCACCUUUCGAACACGGCACAACUGUCCCCCGUUGUGGGACAGAACGACAGGAGGCAGUACACGUGGAACCGCGAGAAGCAGAUGGCUCAGCUGGUUAAUGCGUCGCCUCUGCAAGGCGCUGCCGACGAACCGGAGAAACUGCUAAGCAGCAGCAAGUGUCGGUCGAGCGCCGUUGCAAACGAACCAGGUGCGUCAGAUUCCCACGGCGCAAAAGUCAACAACAGCUGCAAGCUCAUACUGAGUACCUCCUCGCCUCUAGCCGAACAAUUCCCCUCGUGCCGAGCGCUUCAACCGCGAAGCGGCAGCGAAGAUCACUCUCCGCCCUACCGCCACUCAUCCGCCAAUCAGCCAACGGUAUUCAGUAAACAAGUGGGCGGUCUUGAAGGUGGCACGGUUGCUUCCUACUCGCCAGUUCAUUGGAGCAGUAGCUUCGACCAUUGCAGUAUAGCUCCCUCUACAAUCUCUAACGGCAAAGUCGUCGAUUCGAACGUACAGCAGCCGAGUCUCUGUCGUUCCGACGACCUCGGAUUUGAUUAUGCGCCCGUUUCUUGCUCCACCAUGUACGGAACGACCAACGUGGGAAACUCAUACGGCGAUUGCGCGGCGACAAAGGGCUUAAUUCAGAACAAUAUGCUCCAGCCGUUUACCGCGCCUUACUAUAAUAGUGGGCAAUGUCUUCCAAACUACUCUGUUCAAACAGCUGGAUGUGCACUGUACGGCAACAACACUGCGCAGCCGUAUUCGGUGGCUUCGUUGCCGCAGCCGUACGCCGGUCGAAACGUAAAGUCUAGUCCUUACUCGUCGUUCAACGCUUACUUUGGCACUGCGAGCAGUGCCCUGUCGGCUGCGGCGGCUCCAUGUUGUGCAACUGCCUAUGCCUCAACCCUGGGCACUCACGGCCUAAUCACCCUGCCGAACGUGACUCCUCCGACCCUGGAAUGUGCUGGUUACUCUUCGGGCUCUUAUCCGCACGGAUAUUCCCAGUACUAUGGUGGACUUGCCUACAAUUCCUACGGUCAAAUCAGCGGCUCGAUUCCGGUCGUCACCACGACCGUCACCUACCAGCUGUCACAGCUCCCUCCGUGCACCACCGUAGCGACCAGUAGAAGCAAAAAGCGGAAGCUGAACAAUCCGACUUUUUGCCUCGAGAGCGACUUCGAGCGAGUUUUCAUUUGGGACCUCGACGAGACGUGCAUUUUGUUUAACUCCCUUCUCGACGGGUCGUACGCUACAAAAUGCGGAAAGGACGUAAACAGCUCCGUGACCAUCGCUCUGCUGAUGGAAGAACUGAUCCUCUUUCUGUCAGACACUCACUUCCUCUUCAGCGAAAUGGAGGAUUGCGAUCAGGUGCAUAUUAACGACGUGAUUAACGACGAAAACACACAGGAAAUGGUGUAA
Soboliphyme baturini is the source of this 1815-nucleotide messenger RNA. Lineage: Eukaryota; Metazoa; Nematoda; Enoplea; Dioctophymatida; Soboliphymatidae. The record is from the annotation of a GenBank genome assembly.